AUGCGCAAUUCCGCAGGGCGGUACAUUGUGCGUCUUCCGAGAGCUGAAGAUUCCGAAAAGGUUCUCGGAGAAUCAAGGUCGAUUGCCGAUCGUCGCUUCCUGAGCUUGGAACGGCGAUUAGAUAGAGAUCCUGCUACCAAGGACUCAUACCAUCGAUUCAUGGAGGAGUAUCUUCAGCUUGGUCACAUGCAGGAAGUACCAGAGCCUGUAGAUGAUCGAAUUGAACACUCCUACAUCCCCCACCACGUCAUCUUCAAGGAAUCCAGCACUACCACGAAGGUCAGGGUAGUUUUCGACGCGUCAUGCAAGACCUCGUCCGGCUAUUCUUUGAACGACACGCUCCUUGUUGGACCAGUCGUCCAGCAAGACCUCUACUCCAUCUACACGAGAUUCCGCACAAAACGCAUUGCCAUAGUAGCAGACGUCGAGAAGAUGUACAGGCAGGUAUUACAUCAUCCCGACGAUCGCCGUCUCCUUCGUAUCAGCUAUCGCAGAUGUCCAUCCGAUCCGAUCGCUACGUUCGAACUACAGACCGUGACAUACGGUACGGCUAGCACACCGUUCCUUGCAACGAAGACACUCCAGCAGAUUGCCAUCGACCAGGCGGAGUUCUAUCCUGCUGCUGUCGACCCAGUGGUGGAAGAUUUCUACGUCGAUGAUCUGUUGUCCGGCGCAUCUGACGUGGAAUCCGCCAAAACACUUCGCCUUCAAGUCACUGCCAUGCUGGGUUCCGCUGGAUUUCUGCUGAAGAAAUGGGCGUCGAACACUCCAGAAGUCCUCCAGGAUGUUCCGCCAGAAGAUCUGGCCAUCCAACCUCUCCACGAUCUGCAGGAUGAGCAGAUAAUCUCCACGCUCGGCCUAUUGUGGGAUCCAAAGGCCGACAACCUUCGAUUCAAGGUAGAACUACCUCUCCCGGCGGCCAUCCUUAUCAAGCGGAAGCGUCUAUGGGCAUUGAAGCAUGACGGUGUUCUCUGCGAGUGGGAUUCUCCAUUGCCGGAUCAGCUGCAACACGAGUGGAAGCAGUUCCAUACCACGCUUCACAUUCUAGCUACAGUCCAAGUUCCUCGCUUCGUGUUUUCGUCAGUCGGUGCUACUAUCCAGCUUCAUUUCUUCGCCGAUGCGUCCUCCGUUGCAUAUGGAGCUUGCUGCUUCGUCCGCACGGAAUCGGCGGAAGGUAUACGAGUCCAGCUGUUGACAUCGAAGUCAAAAGUCGCGCCGCUAUCCACGCACCACUCCAUCGCAAGACUAGAGCUCUGUGCAGCACAUCUGGCAACUCAGCUCUUCAAGAAGGUGGAUGCCUCGCUGAAGACCACCACCACCGCCUAUUUCUGGUCCGAUUCCAGCACCGUACUUCAAUGGCUGCGUGCCGUUCCAACCCGCUGGAAAACAUUUGUCGCUAACCGCGUGUCGAAGAUCCAGGCCACCACAAGUAUAGACCACUGGAGGCACAUAGCUGGUUCCGAAAAUCCUGCCGACGAUAUUUCGCGCGGCCUCAAUCCUCCGGACAUCAAUUGUUCCCGUUGGUGGCACGCCCCUUUUUGGCUCGCACUGUCAAGUGAAUAUUGGCCUAAGACCGUCAUCGACCAGGAGAACUCCCCUGCAGCGUCCGCAGUAGGGUGCAAAGCACCGAUUGUGGCAAUGACCGCCGCAUUAUCAGAUUUCUGUGGAGAUCUUUUUUCUCGUUACUCUCGCUACAACAAGUUACGUCGUGUGGUUGCAUUUUGCGGCCGCUACACCCAGAGUUUGGAGGAGCGCAAAGAGUUGCGCAGUUCCGGAUCAUCUCUUCCUCCGUUGGUCAUUAGUAGCCAAUUCAUUUCAUCGUCUAUCGUACCACUCACCACUUCCGAGCUCCAGCACGCUGAUUACCUGCUCUGCCGUUUAGCGCAGAAGGAAACAUUCGCUGAGAAGCUGUCGGAUCUCUCGAAUGGCAAACGUGUUGCCAAAUCAUCAUCACUAAAGUGGAGGAAACCGUUCGUGGAUGAAGACGGUACUCUUCGCGUCGGUGGACGCCUACUCCAGCAGAGCACAGCCGAUCUGCCGGUAUCGCGAGUGUCGCCGACGCGUCCGUUCUCCGUUUGCGGUGUCGACUAUUGUGGACCAUUUUACGUGAAGUCAGCAGUACGAACCCGUGGCCCCACGAAAGUCUACGUGGCCAUAUUCGUUUGUUUCUCGACCAAGGCGGUCCACAUCGAGCUAGUGAGCGAUUUAUCGACUCCAGCGUUCCUAGCUGCACUCCGUCGUUUAGUCGCCCGCAGAGGAAGGAUCGUCGAACUCCAUUCGGACAACGCCACUACCUUCAAAGGAGCUUCGCAUGCACUCAACCGAGUCUAUCGCAUGUUGAAGACUGAAGCCGCCGAUCGAAACCAAAAUUUUGACUGGUGUUCCGGAAACGAAAUCACCUGGAAGUUUAUUCCACCACGAGCACCACACUUCGGAGGCCUCUGGGAGGCUGCAGUCAAAUCGGCGAAGCAUCAUCUGCUGAAGGUAAUCGGGAACGUCAACCUUGCCUACGAGGAUCUAUUGACCUUGUUGGCACAAGUCGAGAUGUGCCUGAAUUCUCGGCCCCUGACACCCAUACCGGAGGACCCAACCGACCUAGACGUCCUGACUCCCGGACACUUCCUUGUCGGAAGCAACCUCCAAGCGGUUCCGGAAUCCAACUGCAAGGAUACCGCCGACAACCGUUUGGACCACUGGGAUCGAACCCAGAAGCAUCUGCAGCAGAUCUGGUCCCGCUGGUACCCCGAGUACUUGCAACAACUGCAGUCCCGUGCAACUAAAGGUUGCAAUCCGCCCGUCACCAUCGAGGUGGGCGCCAUCGUCAUCAUCAAGGAGGACAACGUUCCGCCAGCAAACUGGCCACUGGGAAAAAUGUCAAGGAAAGGAUGGCAUCGUCCGUGUGGUGACCCUCAAGACAGCGAACGCCAACGAGGUGGUGCGCGCCGUAGCUCGCAUUGCACUGCUUCCGACACCGAGAACAACGUAACAGAAACCAGGUAG
Molecule: messenger RNA, 3000 nt
Organism: Armigeres subalbatus
Lineage: Eukaryota; Metazoa; Arthropoda; Insecta; Diptera; Culicidae
Exons: 3
Coding region: 1-3000 (999 amino acids)
Biological process (GO): DNA integration
Molecular function (GO): nucleic acid binding
Source: RefSeq, a predicted model, not a curated record